AUAGCAAACGGAUCGCAUGAGUGUAGUAUGUCUACAAAGCACCUCGUGGUUGGUUUUGGAACAGUUGCACUGGCCACCUUACUUGGCGUAAUUACAUUUAGUACGCAUGGCACAAGUGUGCGAAUCGCCGCGUACGGGCUUACAGACACAAGAUUCUCUCAACCAAAUGAAGAAAGCAUAUAUUAUUCGAUACCGCAGACAUGCACUGAGUGUUGUCAGCAUGAGCCCCUUCCCUGGAUAGACAGCAAAAUUGCACCCCGUGCAAUUACGCAAGUGCAAUACUGGAAGAUAAUGUCACUGAUGAAUUUAGUAGAUAUGGUGUUUAAAGAAAACAAAGUUCCCUACUUUGUAUUUGGAGGAGCACUCUACGGUUCAUACAUGUGCCAUGACCUACUACCUUGGGACGACGACAUUGACAUCGUGGUGAAGGUUGGCGAGCGACGUCACGCCGAGAAGUUAUUGCUCAGCCUAGCACCGGAAUACACGGUCACAAACCAUACCGACAAAAAAUACGACAAGUUUCACCUGAAAAGCACACCGAAGAAGUGGAAGUACGCGUGGUCAUGGCCCUUCAUUGACAUAUCCUUCUACGACGAGAAUUCGACGCAUGUCUGGGAGCACCACAUGCGCAAGACACCACAUCGAGUUUACCCGAGAGCGAUGGUAUUCCCAUUGCAUCAGCGACCCUAUGGCCCAUAUAUGUUCCCUUCCCCUCGGGACACGCUUGGCUUUUUGAAGCACUCUAUCAAUGGCUCCAAUGAUAACAAGAAAGUAUUCACAUGCGGUAAUCAGGGCUGGCGUCACCAAGCUGAGACAAGUUUCAAGAAGAAGCUGGUACCCUGCACAGAAAUCAUGAAAGAAUAUCCCCAUGUUCAUAGACGGAAAGCACCCGAAGGGGGCGCCGUUACAGAAACAUUGAUGCUAAAUGGCAGAGCUGUUUAUUCGUGUGUCAUAGCGGAGCCGGAUCAUCUAAUCACCAACGGCGCUUAUAGUUUCGAAUUAGAGCCAUUGACGAGCUCUACAAAGACGAACAUUCCGAUUAAAAUCGCUGCGCGUAGCUAAACGGUCUCUCCAACGCAGCCAUUUGAUCACGUUGACUGUGAUAAGUACCCUCUAUGUACGUUACCGUUAUUAUGUGCGCUUUGUCGCAGUGUAUGUGGGAGUGUGUGUGAGUGAGUGUAUAUGAGAGUGUGUGAGGGUGUGUGAGUGUGUGAGUGUGUA
Messenger RNA from Priapulus caudatus, 1221 nucleotides. RefSeq lists its product as uncharacterized. The transcript has 2 exons. Bases 28 to 1062 code for a protein of 344 amino acids. The record is from RefSeq and is a predicted model, not a curated record. Lineage: Eukaryota; Metazoa; Priapulida; Priapulimorpha; Priapulimorphida; Priapulidae.